Erigeron canadensis is the source of this 1790-nucleotide messenger RNA. RefSeq names its product serine carboxypeptidase-like 1. Lineage: Eukaryota; Viridiplantae; Streptophyta; Magnoliopsida; Asterales; Asteraceae. The record is from RefSeq and is a predicted model, not a curated record. The transcript is spliced from 15 exons. Gene Ontology annotation, biological process: proteolysis; secondary metabolic process. Gene Ontology annotation, molecular function: acyltransferase activity, transferring groups other than amino-acyl groups; serine-type carboxypeptidase activity. Bases 111 to 1397 code for a protein of 428 amino acids.
CCUUAUUUUGAUAUAUCUCUAAUCUUCAACAGCUUAAUAUCUGGUUAUCUUUAAAUCCAGCUUUUGAAGCCAUUCGUUGUGAUCGAACUACCGUGAAGCUGUUACCUGAAAUGCAGAUUAUUAGCACCAUGAGACCACUAUCGAAAUAUCAUCCUCAAAAAUGGAACCUCUUCAAGAAGCCCAGCAGUCAAAUAAGUCCAAUGUUGUUUUUUGUAUAUCUUCUGAUAGUUUCAUUGGAUGUAAUCGAGUCACAGUUUCUGGUUAAUACACUGCCAGGAUUCGAUGGCGAUCUUCCUUUCACACUUGAAACUGGUUACAUUGGGGUAGGAGAACCGGAUGAUGUGCAGUUGUUUUACUACUUCAUUGAGUCUCAAGGAAACCCGAAAGAGGACCCUCUCAUGCUUUGGCUUACUGGAGGCCCGGGCUGUUCUGCUCUUUCCGGCCUUUUGUUUGAAAUAGGCCCGUUCACUUUUGACUAUGCAAAGUCCACUUUAGAGAAGCCGAUACUUGAGAUAAACCCUUAUAGUUGGACAAAGGCAGCCAGCAUAAUAUUUCUUGAUCAACCUGCUGGCUCUGGAUUCUCUUACGCAAGAUCCCCCCAUGCUUACACAACUAAUGAUGCACUGUCAACGAAGCACGCAUACAGUUUUUUGAAGAAGUGGCUUGUGGAUCAUCCUAAAUUCCUCAACCAUGCCUUAUAUCUUGGCGGUGAUUCCUACAUGGGCAUAGUUUUACCUAUGAUCGUUCAGGAAAUAUAUAAUGGUAACAAAGUUAAAGAAGAAAUAAAGAUCAAUCUCAAAGGGUACAUACUUGGCAAUCCUUUAACAGAUACAAGUGGCAAUUAUAACGCAAGAAUACCAUUUGCUCACAGAAUGGCACUCUUAUCGGAUGCAAUCUAUAAGUCGGCUAAUGAAAAUUGCCAUGGUGAUUACUUAAAUGUGGCUCCCAACAAUGGUUGUUGCCUUCAUGAGCUUAUAGUGCUAGAUAAGUGCAUUGGACACAUUUACAAGCCACAAAUUUUAGAGCCUUAUUGUGACACUACAAAUUCCUUGAAAUCUGAUCUCUUCAGAAGGGCGUUAAGAGCUUUUGACUACACCUCUGUCAAUAUUUUGGGGUUACCUCAAGUUCAGAAACAAGGGUGUCGGGAUGACAACUAUAUAUAUUCCUCUGCAUGGGCUAAUAGCAGAGACGUGCGAGAAGCUCUUCACAUUAGUGAGGAAUUUAGUGAUAUUGAGUGGGUGCGAUGCAAUGAAACCUUGUUUUUCGAAUAUGGCGAGGAAGCCAUAUCUUAUACGCAUAAUGUUUUGAGUACCGUUGAUUAUCAUCGACGUUUUGCUGAUAAAAAUUGCCGCGCUCUUAUAUAUAGUGGAGAUCAUGACAUGGUUGUUCCAUAUUAGGGUACACUUAAGUGGAUUCAAUCACUAAACUUACCGGUUCUUAAUGAUUGGAGACCUUGGUUUGUCGACAAACAAGUAGCUGGAUACAUGAUAAAAUACUCGAAAGAUGACUACAAUUUAACAUUUGCCACUGUAAAGGGAGGAGGUCACACGGCUCCAGAGUACAAACCUAAAGAAUGUUUAACCAUGCUUAUGAGAUGGUUUGUCAAUGAUUCAUUAUAAGUAGUACUCGUAAUAAUAAUAUGAAGAGUUAGAUUUUUGGUUUUUGUGUUGCAUGUUGUAUUAUGCCCUGUGUAUUCACCAUUCUUAGACCCGAAUGGAUACACAAUGUGUAAACACUAGUUUUGAGAAAUUUUGUAAUGUUAUUGACUAUAACAAAACGGAGUUGGUGCA